This is a messenger RNA of Fusarium keratoplasticum, 432 nucleotides long. RefSeq lists its product as uncharacterized. The transcript has a single exon. The coding region runs from base 1 to 432 and encodes 143 amino acids. The record is from RefSeq and is a predicted model, not a curated record. Lineage: Eukaryota; Fungi; Ascomycota; Sordariomycetes; Hypocreales; Nectriaceae.
AUGGCUUUUAACCACCAAGUCGAUCUUGUCGAUCGUCAGCGUAACUUGCUGAUUAACCCUCUACCACUCACUGAAGACCCUGCUCCGGAAGUAAGUGAGCUCGAACUGAUGACAAGGCAGAUCGAAAUUCUCUUCCCAGUCGAAAUGCAAGGCACCCUCCUUACCAUGAGCGAAUAUAUCUCAUACAUGGAUGUCUGCCUCGACGGCCAGCAGCAGAUCUACGACAUUUUGAGAUCUGCCGAAGCUAUUGACUGCUUCCUUCUACCCCUUCAAGGAACAGGCCAGACGAGGCUCGUGGAUCGUUUGGUCAUGCACCAGCAAGCCUUGAACGCGGCGGCAAUGAGGCUGCACCAGGACUUGACCAACUUUAUGCAGUCGCUUGAGCACAUGGGACAACCAGAUGGCUUGGAGGAUAGGGCUUGGAAGAUGUGA